AUGGUGCUACCUCGCCAGACCUUGCGCGUGCCUCAUCUGGGAGGAAUCGACGUGGGCUACCGCCUCUCGUCGUCUCGUCCCGACCCUUCCAAGCCAACGCUGGUCCUGAUCAUUCCAUUCACGACCACUGUCGACUACUAUCUUCCCGAAUUCGAGAACCCGGCGCUUACGGACAAGCUGAACCUGCUUGCCAUCGAGCCUCUGGGACAUGGCGCCACUAAAACGAAGAGCGAGACCUGGACCUACUGGGACACGUCCAUCAUGGCCCUGCAGCUCCUGCAGGCUCUCGGAAUUGACCGAGCGUUCGCCAUGGGGACAUCCCAAGGGGGCUGGAUCGCGAUACAAGGACUCGUGCUUAUCGGCACGUCCAUGGACUCGGAAUCUCCCAAGAGCCGGGAACUAGGUUGCUGGGACGGCCCGGCGGCCACUUCAGGCUUCGUCAAGCUCGGUGGUGAUCCCACGCCGCAGCCGGCAACCUUUGAGCCCGGCGACGACUACUACAAUUUCCUUAUGGACAUUGGCUACGGCAAGAAUGUCGACGCCGCCAAGAAAGCGUUCUGGGUCAACACCAUCAGGAACCAUUACCGGGGGGAUGAAGGCAAGAAGCGGAUCUGUAUGGCAGCGAUUAACCUCGCCAGCCGAGAUGGAUUGUAUGAAAGAUUGCCUUACGUCAAAUGCCCGGUUCUGUGGUUGCAGGGCACCGACGACGUCGUGUUCAGCGUUGCAAAUGCCCAGGAGGGCAUCAAGUACUUCACCAAUUCUCCGGAGGCCAAGCUCAUUCCGAUGGAGAAGGGGGUCCACUUCCUUAGCUAUACUCAUCAGAAGGAGCUGCACCGCGACAUUCUCGAGUUUACUGACCGCUGGAGACGCUACACUGUUAAGCUGUAA
Messenger RNA from Rasamsonia emersonii CBS 393.64, 888 nucleotides. RefSeq lists its product as uncharacterized. The coding region runs from base 1 to 888 and encodes 295 amino acids. The transcript has 3 exons. Lineage: Eukaryota; Fungi; Ascomycota; Eurotiomycetes; Eurotiales; Trichocomaceae. The record is from RefSeq and is a predicted model, not a curated record.